Molecule: messenger RNA, 1068 nt
Organism: Rodentolepis nana
Lineage: Eukaryota; Metazoa; Platyhelminthes; Cestoda; Cyclophyllidea; Hymenolepididae
Source: the annotation of a GenBank genome assembly
AUGAGUUCGGAUUGCAUUACAAUUCCAGUUAAUGGAAAAGAUUUGUGGAGCUCUCUCAAUUACAAUGAGAGUCUAAGAUUUUCCCCCAAAUUUCGUCUCGCCCUUCGAGUCAGCGAAUAUGAAGUGGAGACCCUACAAUCCCGUUACAAAGAAGCCGUUGGCAUGUUUGUUCGAACAAACAAAGCAGGAGAAAUCUUCGCCGACGCCUUAAACGGCUUAUGUCGGUGCUUAAAUAAUCUCGUUACCCCAAAGGCACUGAAAAAAUCAAUCACCAUGUACGACGCUGAAGCUGCUAAUCAAGCUAAACCUGUUAGUAAUGGAGUUUACCCAUCACCUAGCGCGGAAAAGGCUAUUCGAUACGAAGGUUUUCUCUUUAAGAGGAGUAAAAAGAAAAGAUGGCGUACUUGGGUUCGGCGUUGGUUUAUGGUGACUGACAAUCGGCUGGUCUACUUUUCCUCUUUCUCAGACACCUUUACAAGCCUCACCUGGAAAAUCCUUGAACCAGAUUUACGUCUAUGCACUGCAAAAGCUGUUAUUACUGAUCGACGGUUUGUAUUUGAGUUGAUUUCUCCAACAGGAAAAGUGCAUUAUCUCCAGGCGGAAUCGGCUGAAGCCUUGGAAAAAUGGGUAUCGGUUCUUCGAUCUGGAAUUAUAAACUCAACGUCAACCAAUGGGGAAUUGAAAUUAUCGAACGCCAUGAUGUGUUCUUCGCUGAGUGGUUCGAGGGAUAGUCUGCGCAGUCUGAGUGGAGUUCUACUUUUGGAUGAACCUCCGUCUGCAGGAAAUCGGCUUUGUGCUGACUGUCUCACGAGUCAUGAAGUCAAAUGGGCAUCUACUAAUCUUGGUGUUACUCUGUGUACGGAUUGUGCCGCUUGUCACAGGAGUCUGGGAGUUCAUAUAUCAAAAGUAAGCCUUAAUGCCUUUCUCAUUGAAUGUGCUAGUCAAAUUCUUGGUAAGAGAUUAUUCUAUGUAAGCAACUUUCCUUUAUCCGUUUCUCUGUUGUCCUUUCAAUGUGCGAUUGGUCUUUUUGACGUUAGCAAGUCGGCAUAUUUUGAUUUCAUUGGUUAA